Messenger RNA from Lodderomyces pseudojiufengensis, 840 nucleotides. It is a transcript of the gene SNM1, whose product is annotated as Snm1p. The transcript has a single exon. The record is from RefSeq and is a predicted model, not a curated record. NCBI's taxonomy places the organism in Eukaryota, Fungi, Ascomycota, Pichiomycetes, Serinales, Debaryomycetaceae. Gene Ontology annotation, biological process: tRNA processing. Gene Ontology annotation, cellular component: nucleolar ribonuclease P complex. Bases 1 to 840 code for a protein of 279 amino acids.
AUGUCAGAUGGGCCAAAUGAUGCUGCAUUGGCAAUAUCAGCAUCACCUGUUAACAACAACAAAUCAUUUUCACAAAACUUAUCACAAGAACAAUUAAGGUCAAAACAUUUAUAUAAUUUGAUACAUUCUUUACCUCAAUCUAUUCCUAUAUCCAGACUGUAUUCGUUGCAAUUUGAUAAAUUAAACAAUGAUAAAAAUUUGAAUUUGCCACCAGUGGUGAGUAAAAAGUUAUGUCAAAAGUGUGGAGUCUUGUUGAUUCCUGGUAUCAAUUUGACAACUAGGAUAAAGUUUAAGAAAAGAGAUAGAACAACGAUUAAAAAAGAUGAGAAUGACAACAAGUCAAUAUCUGGCAAUCAAAAUCCAAGAAGUAAAUUAAAACAAAGGUGUUUAAGCUGUGGGAAUAUCACAUACCAUGAAUUGAGCAAUACUUCAACAAAUGAAAAGCAAAAAAUAAUCAAUAACAAUUUGAAAGAAGCAAGCAAUGGUACCCCACUCAAAGAUGUUGUACCAGAGACGCCGAAUGAGCCAGAAAAACUAAUUUCAAGUCAUAUAGAAGAAAGUUCUUCACCGCAAAAUGAUUCAUCAAUUGGUAAUCAAGCAUCAUCGAAGAAUUCUACGACUUCAUCAACUAUAUCAACUGAAGAACCAGUUCAAGGUUCGUCAUCAUCAUCAUCAUCAACAUCAACAACAACCAACCAGAAAAAUAAAUCAGCGAAAGAAAGAUCAAAAAAGAGAAAAGCAGAAUCUAAUUUAUUAAAUGCAAUGAAACAAAGAAAAAUGGAACAAAAUUCAAAAAAUAAAAAAAUGAAUUCUUUGAAUUUAAUGGAUUUUUUACAAUAA